Messenger RNA from Limanda limanda (common dab), 609 nucleotides. RefSeq lists its product as uncharacterized. The transcript has 7 exons. The record is from RefSeq and is a predicted model, not a curated record. Gene Ontology annotation, cellular component: extracellular region. Bases 1 to 609 code for a protein of 202 amino acids. Lineage: Eukaryota; Metazoa; Chordata; Actinopteri; Pleuronectiformes; Pleuronectidae. Gene Ontology annotation, molecular function: interleukin-12 receptor binding; growth factor activity. Gene Ontology annotation, biological process: immune response.
AUGGAAAACUUUCAUUUCUACCUCUCCAGCUGUGUCCUCCUGCUGGCCCUCGGCUGGCCCUCAGCCACUGGACUCCCGCUGCGCACGGACACAAGCCCCCAGUGCGCCCGGCUCUUCAGGGACCUCCUGCUGAACAUCACCGAGCUCCGGAACAACAGUAUCUUAUGCCACGGCAUCAUAUCGGAUAAGGUGGCGAUGAGGACAGCUGAGACAUCCCUGGCCUGCGCGCCCACUCUCACUGAGAACCCGGGCUGCACGAUGCAAAGAAAUUCAUCCUUUAGUAAGAGUGAAUGUUUGAGCAACAUCAUGAAGGACUUGAUUUACUAUGAAGCUGUUAUUAGCUCUUACCUCAAGACCCCGCUCAGAAGUCCUGAAGAAGAAGAAGCACUUCUGAGACCAACUCUGGGAACAAUAAAGAGCUUGAAGAACUGCUCCCUCAUGCCGAAUGAAGAGAAUGACUCCUCAGAGAAGGACGCUGCCCAGAUGUGGGGGGACAAUUCCUACGAUAACAGACAGGAGAUGUGCAAGAUGAUGAAGGGCUUCUACGUCCGAACCAUCACCAUCAACCGAGCUGUGAGCUACAUCACCUCGGGAGACCACAAGGAGUAA